Molecule: messenger RNA, 1407 nt
Organism: Naegleria fowleri
Lineage: Eukaryota; Heterolobosea; Eutetramitea; Acrasida; Naegleriidae
Exons: 1
Coding region: 1-1407 (468 amino acids)
Biological process (GO): transmembrane transport
Cellular component (GO): membrane
Molecular function (GO): transmembrane transporter activity
Source: RefSeq, a predicted model, not a curated record
AUGAGCGAACAAGAUCCGACAAUCACUACCAACGAAAAUUCAUCAACAAGCACGGAAAAAGGAGACAUUCGUGUAUUAUUAGUUUAUCUCUUUUUGUUUUAUUUAUCAUUCGGAAUUAUCAACCCUGUCAAUGUAGAAUUAUUUGAGAAAAUUAAUUCAGCAAUUAUUGAUCCUAUAAAUCCAACUCAUCAAAAAGCCACCACCAAACACUCAACUUCUCUUUAUGGAUUUCUUUUUGCUCUUCCUGGUGUAAUUUUCUUCUUUGUGAGCCCAAUUACUGGAAAUUUGAGUGAUCGAUUCGGAAGAAAGCGUUUUCUAACGUUGUUUGCGGCAUUAUAUGCAACUAUAUAUGGAAUUUAUUUCGUUUUGUGUCGAUUUGUAACAACAACCAGCCAUUCAUCCAAUUUUGAAAUUGUGAUACGAAAUAAUGCAUUGUACUUGUACAUAUUUGCCAAAAUAUUGCAAGGAUUUUGUUUAGAUGUUAUUCCAAUGGUUAACUCUUAUAUUGCAGAUCAUGCAGACAAGAAAGAUUUAACUUUCUAUUUUUCAUAUGUUUUGGCCAUCAUGGGAUUAUCAACAGCAAUUGGACCUGUCAUGUCUGGAACAAUUUAUAAGCAAUUUGGUUUGAAUUAUGUAUUUGGUACAAUAUUUUGCAUUUCAAUUUUCACAACUUGGUUUAUAUUGUUCUUUUUGAAAGAGAAUGAAAAAGGAAAUAUGUCUCAAAACAUAACGGAUACAUCGAAAAAAGAUUCCAAACCAUUCUUAUCUGAGAUUGGUGCACCUUUUAAAUCAUUAUUUAUGAUUGUGACACAAGCAGACGCCAUUCUAAAAUCGUUGAUUAUAUCCAAAUUUAUCAGUGCUUUCAUAUCUGUAGGAUUUUUCUGUAUCAUUACUCAAUUCACUCGCUUGAAAUUUGAAUAUGGACCUCAAGAAAAUGGCUUUUUACUUACUUUGGUUGGAAUUACUGCCGUUCUUUCAAAUUCAAUCCUUGCCAAGCCUAUCGCAUAUUUGAGUGGAAGCGAGUCCAACAAUCUCAUAAUAGCUGGAAUCGCUAAUGGACUCUUAUUCUUGUCAUGCGUAUUGAUUCGAAAUGGAGAUUACUUUUACUAUGGUAUGAGCUUCUUUUUAAUUGGAGCUAAAGAGGAUCCAUUACGGUCGUCAAUGAUUUCAAAAGUAUUCGAUCCUAAUCAACAAGGUAUUUUGAACGGAUGUCUUGGAUCCAUCACAACGCUAGGAAGAAUUCUUGCACCAGUUAUUUUCUCGUUUUUAUUGGAUGUUUUCACAACAAGCAAUUCAUUGCCAAAUAUUGUUGAUGCUCCUUUCAUUGCAAUGACUGUGGCACAAUUUGUUGGUGUUGCUUUCAUAUUUAGAGCGAAGCUGUUGAUGAACGAGAACAAAACCGAAUAA